ACUUGAAUAAAAUAAGUCCAGGUCUUUCCAUGGAUCCAAAAUUUCCUGGCAUCUUUUUCGAUUGCGGUCAAUUAUGCUGAGAACAUGAGUCCGAUCCAAGGCCCUCUGUUGCCGUUUCUCUACCCUUGCCUUCUCCGGUCCGCAGCGCCUUCAAUUCGGUCUCAAGCACCGCGGAUUCCUCCCAGUAUACGCAGACAUCUAAAUAACAGCAACCGGCGCGAACAAUCCUCACUUGCGGAGUCAAAUACUGCCAAACAGGCCGCCGCGCUUGAACCACCUCCUCCCAUCACUAGUAGUCGUCUGAAUCCUACACCGGAUGACUACGGCCGCAAUGUCUUUGUCGACAAGUGCACCCUGACCGUACAUGCUGGCACGGGAGGGAAUGGAUGUGUGUCUUUCCUUCGAGACGCGCACAUAUCUGAUGGACCACCCAAUGGGGGAGACGGAGGAUCGGGUGGUAAUAUAUGGAUUCAAGCUGUCGCUGGACAGACGAGUCUGCACAAACUGGCGAGGAGGGGGAUCAUAAAAGCACCACGAGGCAUUGGCGGACAGGGAAAGAGUCAGGGCGGUCGCAAAGGAGAAGACAUCUGCAUACAGGUGCCCGUGGGCACUGUCGUGCGAGAGAUAUGGCGCAGUGAUCCUGUGGCGGACGAGGAAGCAAGAUUGGAGGAACUGCGCGCCAUGUCCGACGAAGACCUGCCCUCGACGCCCGAUAAUGGUCUUCGCAACAAAUGGAUUCUUUACGCCGGUGUCACUCCAAACGAAGCAAAAGACGUCGCCGCACGUUUACCGGGCCCUGUAAAGCCCAGGAGAUCUCAUCUGGCGGUUCUUCAACCACGCGCACCGAUCAAUCUCGAUCUGGAUAAAGCGAUGGACAAGCCGAGGCUGUUGGCCGCUGGAGCUGUGGGCGGACUCGGAAACCCUCAUUUUGCGAGCAAAGAGGGUCCGAAACCCAAAUACGCAACCAAGGGCGAGUUGGGAGUCCGACUGAAACUGGAGCUGGAGCUCAAAUUGCUUGCGGAUGUUGGCCUUGUGGGACUACCCAACGCAGGCAAGAGCACAUUAACGAGGGCAAUCAGCAACUCUCGAACUAGGAUCGGGGAUUGGGCAUUCACGACUCUUGCCCCCACAAUCGGUACCGUGGUUCUCGACAACAACCAAGGCAGGCCUUUAGUGCGCUCUGGCAUCGAGGGCGGGCCACCGAGAGUCAAUUUCACGGUGGCCGAUAUCCCCGGCCUCAUCGAAGACGCUCACCUCGACAAAGGUCUUGGGCUCGAAUUUCUCCGUCACGUCGAACGCGCCAGAAUCCUCGCAUUCGUCAUCGAUCUCAGUGCCGGCGAUGCAGUAGUAGCGCUUCAAAACCUGUGGAAAGAAGUCGGCGAGUACGAAAACCUUCGCAAUAGGGAACUCAACGAACAGUCUCAGAGAGAACUCAUCGAUUGGAACCCCUUUGAAUCGCUAUCAUCCUCAUCGCCCGACGAUCAGCAAGUCUACGACGAUGCUGGUGAAAGCAUAGCUAUCUUCCCACCUCCUCCGAGCAGGAAUCUGGAACCACUAAAGCUCCCUCCCAUCAGUGCAAAACCAUGGUUCGUCAUCGCCACGAAAGCGGAUAAAGACGCCAGUGUCACACAGGGCGAGUUCACCAAACUCGCCGAGUAUAUUCGACAGGUCGAGGCCGGUACUAUCGCUCAUCCCAGCGGCAACCGGAACGGUUGGAGGAACCGCGUUGCUGCGCUUCCAGUGUCCGCAAUCAACAGUCAAGGUAUUGACAAGGUGAUUAGAUUCACGGCGGGCGUCCUGGACAGUUUGAUGGUCUCACGGUAGUUUUAGCGGUAGGCGAUUGUUCUUUGGUAUCACUUCAUAGUCAUAUAUAUCUAGUCGGAGCUCCUGCCACUGGUUCCCUCUGCGACAUCAAUGAGGGUUUGUACAUCUUUGUAAGGGACUCUCCUCUCCCACAUCAACAAAGGUCCCAGCUCCUUUGCGAGAGACUUCCAUCUGCAAGCUCAACAAGGCAAUCCGCAUUGUUGUGACCGGCG
Exophiala viscosa is the source of this 2036-nucleotide messenger RNA. Its product is annotated as GTP-binding protein. Lineage: Eukaryota; Fungi; Ascomycota; Eurotiomycetes; Chaetothyriales; Herpotrichiellaceae. The transcript has a single exon. Gene Ontology annotation, cellular component: mitochondrion. The record is from RefSeq and is a predicted model, not a curated record. Bases 85 to 1824 code for a protein of 579 amino acids. Gene Ontology annotation, molecular function: GTPase activity; GTP binding.